This is a messenger RNA of Scaptodrosophila lebanonensis, 2880 nucleotides long. It is a transcript of the gene Ric, whose product is annotated as GTP-binding protein Rit2. Bases 241 to 1044 code for a protein of 267 amino acids. Gene Ontology annotation, cellular component: plasma membrane. Gene Ontology annotation, biological process: Ras protein signal transduction. Gene Ontology annotation, molecular function: GTP binding; GTPase activity; GDP binding. The record is from RefSeq and is a predicted model, not a curated record. The transcript is spliced from 4 exons. Lineage: Eukaryota; Metazoa; Arthropoda; Insecta; Diptera; Drosophilidae.
AGUAUACCCAAAAAACAGCAAAUUUCCCAAUAGAAACAACAUCAAGCCAAAUCGGCCGAAAUGGUGUACAAAUACGACAUAAUUUAAAUCAAAAAAGGACCGUUUGCAGGUUCGGGCCAAGUGCAGCGGCGUGCUCUGCGCUGAGAUACACACAGAACAAACUACGCAUUGUUUGUUCAAGCAGACCGAAAAGGCGAGGUCGGGUCAACGAUUCCUACCACGCCUUGGAGUUUAAAAGGUAUGGCCGGUGACAUGUCCAUUGGUUGCGCCGCCUUGAAAAGAUCAACCAAGUUGAAAUCCUGCACGAGCUCUGCGGAUACGGACUCCAUGCACAUACCAAAUGAGAGCAAGGAAAAUGGUAACAUGGGCUUACUAAUCAAGCCACCUAGUGCACCACCGCAGAAUAUGCGAGGAGGCUUGCGAGUAUACAAGAUUGUUAUACUUGGGGAUGGAGGAGUCGGCAAAUCGGCUGUUACUCUGCAAUUUGUCAGUCACAGCUUCUUGGACUAUCAUGACCCAACAAUCGAGGACUCUUACCAGCAACAGGCGGUCAUAGACAAUGAAGCCGCUUUGUUGGACAUACUGGACACUGCGGGUCAGGUGGAGUUUACGGCCAUGCGGGACCAAUACAUGCGUUGCGGCGAAGGUUUCAUCAUUUGCUACUCGGUCACUGAUCGUCACAGCUUCCAGGAGGCUUCAGAGUACAGAAAACUGAUAACGCGCGUCCGUUUGUCUGAGGACAUACCGUUGGUAUUGAUAGCCAACAAAGUUGACUUGGAAUCUCAACGUCGAGUUACAACCGAGGAGGGUAAGAACUUAGCCAAUCAGUUCGGUUGCCCGUUCUUUGAGACAUCGGCCGCCUUGCGUCAUUACAUAGACGAGGCAUUUUACACGUUAGUUCGUGAAAUCCGGCGCAAGGAAAUGCAGAAAGCACUUGGCACGGAUACCAGUUCGGAGAAGAUACACACACGCCAUCGCAGCCGUUGGUGGCGCAUACGAUCCAUCUUCGCUUUAGUGUUUCGUCGACGCCGCAACCUAAAUUAAAGGCCGCGUAAUGCGUCAUUUUGCCUGUUUUCAAUGCAAAUUAGUGCAAUAUUAACCCCAACGUUAUAUAUAUGUAUUUUGUGGCUAUAUAUGGACUAUAUAUAGCCCAUCCAAUCAUAUAUAUAUAUACGUAUAUACAUAUAAAUGUCUAAUAUUUUUCCCAAGCCUCAACAAUGCAGGCCGACGACUAAAAAGAAUUUAUCAAUCGAAAAACUAUAGUUAUACCCAUGAGUGCGGUUAGUAGGAGCGUUUAGGAUAGAGAGAGUAUAGAGCAUUGUCUGAGAGGUAUUUAUUAUUUGUUAAAUAUUUAAUGUCUUGUUGUAUUGUUGCAAGGUGAAGAUUUUGAAGCGUGGAUAGGAUAGGGCCUGGCCACUAGCGCACAGUAUUGAUAUAUAUAUAUCAAUAAUAGCACGAUCCAAAUAAUACAUUAUAUUAUUAAUGCACGUACAUAUGUAAACCAAUUGUAAACGUUGUUUCCUAACGAAAAAAGAAAGGAAUAUUAGAAGUUAAAUGAGCAAAAUGUUUGAGCACAAAAAUGCAGGAGACGAGAAAAAUCAACAAAAUGCAUUUACAUUGAAUAAGUAAUAACUAAAAACGAUAAUAACUUCAAAGCAAAAUCAAAAUAACUGAGUCCUAACCAAAAAUUAAAAAUACACGCUAAUACCGCACUGCUGUAAAGAAAACAAAUCCAUACAGGAUACGAGUAUGGAGAGAGCGUACGUUAUAGAGCUUUAAGUCGCAAACUGUCCAAAAAACAAAACAAAAAAGAAUCGAAGCAGAACUUUUCCUUUUGAUAAGCCCUACAUACUUAUAUACAUAUGUGUGUUUAUUAAUCGAGCGCAGCAUCGAAGCACAAAUGAACAUUUUCAAACAAAAUGUUAAUCCUAAAUAGAAAUCCAUUUGAAACAAAUAAUAUGAAUACACGAAUGCGGGAUCAUUAUCAAUAUUUUUUAUCAAAAACGAAGGAAAAACUCAAAGUUUGAACGAAAAUUUUAAAAGAAUAUUGAGCUUUAUAAAAACUACAGGUCCUUUUUAUUUUUUACUUUUAAUGCAGCUGAGCUUACGUUGGAACACAUACACAAUUGUUUAUAUUACGUUUAACUGUUAAGUAUAUAAUUAUUUAAGUUUAUUUAUUGUUAGCUUUACGUUUUUGUUAAUUACUAUUUAUCGUCAAGUUCCCUAAGUAUCAUAAAUGUUACUGCAUUAGCACAAAGUACACUGCUUUAAUAUUUGUUACGAAUCUUGUUUUACGUGUAUACAUUUUUAUAAAUUGUUAUUGCAAAAUACAAAUCAAUCACAAAUGCACCGGCAAAGGCGCGAGUCGCUAAUAGGAAUAUGCCAACAUGCAUAUACAUACAUAUGUAUGUAUGUAUUUAUAUAGAAAAUAAACAGCGCGUAUACAUUAAGAUAAUACGACGUAAAUUUAUUAACAAAUGUCAAGUAAUUGAUUGCGGGUAGAUGAAAAGAAGUUUUCCGGAAUGUUACAAAUUCGAGUACUAACUUUUUUUUUUAGAAAUAUAAAUACUGCACUGAAAAAAAAAUCAAAUCAUAAACGAGUUUGCUAGAAAGCGACUCAAGCAUAAACGAGGCAAGCGAUAGAGAUACGAAAACUGGAGGCUGCUCUGAAAAUAGAACCUAGUUUGAGAAGCGGUUCGCCAUGGCAGUGCAAAGAUGAAAAGGAGGAACAUGAGUCAAGUUUUGCGUAGGAGAUGAAAUAAUUAUAACUACAUAUAUAUGAUGUAACACAACCAAGAUUUUGAUUCCUAACGUUAUCAUUAUGAGUACAUUUUAAAUGUAAAAGCAAACCCUCAAUAAAGAUUUUGGAACCCCCGUUAA